Messenger RNA from Cetraspora pellucida, 297 nucleotides. NCBI's taxonomy places the organism in Eukaryota, Fungi, Glomeromycota, Glomeromycetes, Diversisporales, Gigasporaceae. The record is from the annotation of a GenBank genome assembly.
AUGGUCUGCGCAAAGUGCGAAAAAAAGUUGGCUAAAGUUAUUUGUCCAGACAAAUGGAAAGAAGGAUCAAGAAACGUAGCAGUUGGUACAGACAGAAAGCUACAUGAGAACAAAUUAUUAAGCAAGCCCGGAAAAAGUCGGUUUAAACCAUACGAAAAUAAGUGCAAAGUUUGCAAAUCUCGAGUACAUCAAGAACAUGCUCAUUAUUGCCAAAGUUGCGCUUACAAACAAGGGAUAUGUGCUAUGUGUGGAAAACAAAUCCUUGAUACAACAAUGUAUAAGCAAAGUGCAAAAUGA